UGGGCAGGUCAUGCAUCGGUUGCUGACAGGUGGGGACAUUUCCUGACACAUUCGCAACCUUAAAAAGUGUCCCAAGACACGAAGAAGGCCAGGCCCCAUUCUGCACACCACGCCGGGGWCGGAAGACCAAGGCCGCUGGGGCAGCCCUGCCCGUCGUCUCCUGGUCGCCCUCUUGGCCUCCUGGUCUCCACCUCACCAUGUCCCUGGCUGAGGCCAUCAGCCUGUGGAAUGAAGGGGUGCUGGCAGCAGACAAGAAGGACUGGAAGAGAGCCCUGGACGCCUUCAGUGCCGUCCAGGACCCUCACUCCAGGAUCUGCUUCAACAUCGGUUGCAUGCACACCAUCCUGGGAAACAUGCCCGAAGCCGAGAAGGCCUUUACCAAAAGCAUCAACCGGGACAAGCAUUUGGCAGUGGCCUACUUCCAACGCGGGAUGCUCUACUACAAGACAGAGAAAUACGACUUAGCUAUUAAAGAUCUUAAGGAGGCCUUGACUCAGCUUCGAGGGAACCAGCUGAUAGACUACAAGAUCCUGGGGCUGCAGUUCAAGCUGUUUGCCUGUGAGGUGUUGUACAACAUCGCUUUCCUCUAUGCCAAGAAGGAGGAAUGGAAGAAGGCCGAAGAGCAACUCGCACUGGCCACCAACAUGAAGUCUGAGCCCAGGCACUCCAAGAUCGACAAGGCCAUGGAAAGCGUCUGGAAACAGAAGCUGUAUGAGCCUGUGGUGAUCCCCGUGGGAAGAUUGUUUCGUCCAAACGAGAGACAAGUGGCUCAGCUGGCCAAGAAGGAUUACCUGGGCAAGGCCACGGUUGUGGCGUCUGUGGUGGACCAAGACAGCUUCUCCGGGUUUGCCCCUCUGCAACCACAGGCAGCUGAGCCUCCACCCAGACCCAAAACCCCAGAGAUCUUCAGGGCUCUGGAAGGGGAAGCUCACCGGGUGCUGUUUGGGUUCGUGCCUGAGACACCAGAGGAGCUCCAGGUCAUGCCAGGGAACAUCGUCUUCGUCUUGAAGAAGGGCAAUGAUAACUGGGCCACGGUCAUGUUCAAUGGGCAGAAGGGGCUUGUUCCCUGCAACUACCUGGAGCCUGUCGAGCUUCGAAUCCACCCUCAGCAGCAGCCCCAGGAGGAAACUUCCCUGGAGUCUGAAAUCCCACCUCCUCCUAGUUCCAGUGCCCCAGGAAGACCCCAGUUGUCUCCAGGUCAGAAACAAAAAGAAGAGCUCAAGGAAGUGAAGCUCAGCGUCCCCAUGCCCUACACACUCAAGGUGCACUACAAGUACACAGUGGUCAUAGAGACACAGCCUGGGCUCCCGUACAGCCAGGUCCAGGACGUGGUGUCUCAGAAACUGGACUUGCUGCCAGAACACACUAAGCUGAGCUAUAGGCCCCGGGACAGCAAUGAGCUGGUGCACCUUACGGAAGAAAACAUGAAGGAUGCCUGGAGCCACGUGAAAAACUACUGCCUGACUCUUUGGUGUGAGAACACAGUGGGUGACCAAGGCUUUCUAGACAAAUCCAAGGAACAUGAAAAAUGUGAUUCUAAUCAGAAAAUGGAACCUCAGUUUAAGGAAGGCAGCCAAGUGGUAGCACUCUUCAGCUACGAGGCUACCCAACCRGAGGACCUGGAAUUCCAGGAAGGGGACGUAAUCCUGGUUCUAUCAACAGUGAAUGAAGAAUGGUUGGAAGGGGAGUGUAAAGAGAAAGUUGGCAUUUUCCCUAAAGCCUUUGUUGAAGAGUGUGCAACUACAGAUUUGGAGAACACUCCUAGAGGAGUCUAGGAUAUUUCACAAUCUACCAAGAAGAAAAAAGUCUAUUAUUUGUUUGCAAGAUUUACCACACCUCUGACGUACACUAUACUACAACAUUACAGUUUGUAAGUGUUCAUUAACCUAAAUUUUCCCUGUUAAAGUUGAACUAUUAGACAAUGAUAUGAGAUCUUCUCAGGAUGAAGAUUUCCUGGUACAUGGAGUGGGGGAGUGAAUGUCUGAAGAUUUCCUGGUACAUGAAAGGGGGUCCUCAAGGAUGUGACAAUAUGGUUUUUGUUUAGUGCUAGCUAUCCAGAUGGGUUCACUUUGUGAAAAUUGAGUUGCAUGUGUAAUUGGUGCACUUUAUAUGCAUGAUACCUCAAUAAAAAUCUUAUCUCACAAAAAUAAAGCAAGACAUCCAGAGUCCAGGCUCAAGAGCUCAGUGGAAACAUUCUUCUUCUUGUAUCAUUAAUAUCACAUACUGAGGCCUGAAAGCAAUUUCACAAGUUAUUCAGAAGGCGUAUACAGACAAAACUAACUUGUUCUUUUCUUACUAAAAGUUUCAUUCCCACAGAAUAUAACAUUCAAUUCCCCAAAGAACUAAAAUACUAGAAUUACAUCCCUUUAUGCCUUCUCAGAGGGACAUUUUUAUAAAGAGUUCAAUAUUGAAUAUUUGCCGCUAAUACUUGAGUUGGUUAAUAGUAKUCUAUGACUUUACACAUUAUAGUAUUAUCUUAAUAAGAGAGAUACAUAAUGUCAGUUUUAUUUGGUCAUCAUUUGGGGUUGACUCAGGUGAAGGAUUCAAUAAAUACUAGACCUUAGGACCUGACCUUAAUUUUCCUCCGCCCCUUUUUCAUGUAGCUAUGUACGGCUUUGCUAACACAUUUUCAAGUGUGUAGGUGCUUGUGAAAUGCAGAGUUAGGAAAUGAACUACSAGUGAAUCAGCACCAAGGUGAAAGGACAAUCAGUGUGAGCAAUGGCUUCCAGCACACCGCUGAAGGCCCAGCAAACCACCAAUUGGAAUUCUGAACACAACUGGAAGAGAAGCCACCACAAGGCCAAGAAUAGUAAUUACUGUUGAUGGUAACCAGAUUUAGUGAAUUUUAUA
This is a messenger RNA of Urocitellus parryii (Arctic ground squirrel), 2850 nucleotides long. RefSeq names its product neutrophil cytosolic factor 2 (gene Ncf2). Gene Ontology annotation, biological process: phagocytosis; respiratory burst; superoxide anion generation. The record is from RefSeq and is a predicted model, not a curated record. Gene Ontology annotation, cellular component: NADPH oxidase complex. Gene Ontology annotation, molecular function: protein binding; superoxide-generating NADPH oxidase activator activity. Lineage: Eukaryota; Metazoa; Chordata; Mammalia; Rodentia; Sciuridae.